Molecule: messenger RNA, 2851 nt
Organism: Vombatus ursinus (common wombat)
Lineage: Eukaryota; Metazoa; Chordata; Mammalia; Diprotodontia; Vombatidae
Gene: AVPR2
Product: arginine vasopressin receptor 2
Exons: 10
Coding region: 1-2043 (680 amino acids)
Biological process (GO): positive regulation of vasoconstriction; G protein-coupled receptor signaling pathway; regulation of systemic arterial blood pressure by vasopressin
Cellular component (GO): membrane
Molecular function (GO): peptide binding; vasopressin receptor activity
Source: RefSeq, a predicted model, not a curated record
AUGGGCAUACCAGCACCCAUUGAGUCUUCAGGCCCAUCAGGGACCAAUUCAUCAAGAUCCCCAAAGACUCCCACAGACACACAAGAACCAAGCCAUCUGGGAGAUCGGGCAGCAGGGCUAGGCCAGAAAGAGUUCCUGGGUCCUUGGCAGCCCCAGUUGGCUGAUGCCAGGCCUUCAGGGUACAGGUCUUUUUCUCCCACCUCAGCUCAUGUCCCCUCCCCUCUUUCUGGGCUCAGCCUGCCCCCUCCAAGGGCUCCUCCAUGCCAGGGCUCCCAUCCAUGCCCAGCCUUCUGGGCUCUGCAGGCAUCUAGCCCAGCUGCGUGUGUGGAAUUGGGGAUGUCGCAGUGCUUGGCUGGAGGGGAGAGAGCCGGGGAUGCCCUGAACUGGGCAAUGCCCAGGCGCCACGCCUUACCUCCGGGUGCCCGCCCUGCUUUCGCCCAGCCUCAGCAGCUCCCAAGUACCGUCUGCAGCAACCAGCGGCAGUGGCAGGAAGAAAGAUUGGAAAGGGGGGGGGAGGGACCACCACCCCAGCUCCUGCUUAGUCCCUCCCCCCUCUCCGCUUCCCUCCGCCCCCUCCUCAUAGCUCUGGAGCAUCACAGCCAUCCUGGGCCACCUCUGGACUCUGGCAGCCCAGAAGAUACCUAUGGAGCUAGAAGCCGCCACGACCACCCUGUGCCAGGGGACCUGGGGGGGGGGGGCAGCCUGUGGAGGGCGGAGCUGGGCCCCUGCCUGGAUGGGGAGAUGGAAAGCAAUCAGAGCCAGGCGGAGCAAGAGCUGCUAAAACAGAGGAGAGGGGCUGGACCCCAGGAUCCCCUCUGUAACCAGCAUGCUGAGAGUUUCCACGGUGUCAGGAGUUGGAAUGUGGUGGAGGCCUAUGGCCACUCCAAAAUUUGUUGGGGGUGGGAAUUGGACCAAGAUCCUCACCCGCCUCCCUCUUAUCUAGGACCAGGGUCCUCAUUUCUCCCUAUCUCUCUCUAUUUCCCAGCAGUCCCUAGGCCUGUCUCUAAUGGCAGCCUUCCUGACAACAGCAACAGCAGCAGCAGCAGCGGUGAAUCUCGAAACCCAUGGUUGGCCCAGGCUGAGGUGGCACUGCUGGCGGCCAUGUUUGUGUGUGUGAUGUUGAGCAACAUACUGGUGCUGGGGGCCCUGGCCCGCAGGGGCAGGCGAGGCCGGUGGGCCCCUAUGCAUGUCUUCAUUGGCCACUUGUGUCUGGCUGAUCUGACUGUGGCCCUGUUCCAGGUGCUUCCACAGCUGGCCUGGGACAUCACAGACCGCUUCCAGGGCCCUGACUUUCUGUGCCGAGCUGUCAAGUAUCUGCAGAUGGUGGGCAUGUAUGCUUCCUCCUACAUGAUUCUGGCCAUGACCCUGGACCGCCAUCGAGCCAUUUGCCACCCCAUGUUGGCAUUCCGCCAUGGUGGGGCCCGCUGGAAUAGACCCAUCCUGGUUGCAUGGGCCCUCUCAUUGAUUUUCAGCCUGCCCCAACUUUUCAUCUUCAGCCGACGGGAGAUAAAGGAUGAGGCUGGGACCUUCGACUGCUGGGCCCUCUUUAUCGAGCCCUGGGGAGUCCGGGCCUAUGUUACUUGGAUCGCCCUAAUGGUCUUUGUGGCACCAGCUGCAGGCAUUGCUGCGUGCCAGGUGCUCAUCUUCCGAGAGAUCCAUGCCAGCAUGUCCCCUAGGGCAAGUGGUGUGGGGCCUAGUGAGGGUGCCCGGGUCUCAGCAGCCAUGGCCAAGACAGUGAGAAUGACCUUGGUGAUAGUGAUUGUGUAUGUGCUGUGUUGGGCACCCUUCUUCUUGGUGCAGCUGUGGUCAGCGUGGGACCCCCAGGCACCUGUGGAAGGGCCACCCUUUGUGUUACUCAUGCUUCUGGCCAGCCUCAACAGCUUCACCAACCCUUGGAUCUACGCCUCCUUCAGCAGCAGUGUUUCCUCGGAGCUGCGCAGCCUCUUCUGCUGCUUCCGGGCACCGGCUUUGGCCAGCCUUGGUCCCCCUGAUGACUCCUGCGUAACCGCCAGCUCCUCUCUCACCAAGGACACAUCCUCCUGAGGUCCUGGACAGACCAGGAGCAGGUCAGCUCUCUUCCUGGACUCCAGAAAGCUCCAUUCCGAAGCCAACAUCUCCCACAUGGUGCCAACUUGUCCUUCCUAAAGCAAAGGUCUGACCCUGUCGUGACCCUGCUCAGGAAAAGCUUCCAUGGCUCCCCAGUGCCUCUAGGAUAGCAUAAUAUUCUAUUUGGCAUUUAAAGCCCCUCCCAGUCUGGCUCCAGCCUGUAUUUCUGGCAAAUCAUCCAUUGCUGCUCUCUACCUUCCAUACCAUUACACAGGCUGUUGCCCAUGACUGGAAUGUUCUCCCUCUUCCCCUCUGCCUCUUGGAACCCCUAGAAAGCUCAGCUCAAGAGCCACGUCCUUCAAAAGGCCUUUCCUGGUUCUCCCAGGUUAGUGCCCUGCCCCCAAACUCUGUAUUUAUUAUAUAUUUCCCAUAUUUACUUCUCAGGGGGCAUGUCAUAUCCCUAGAAUGUAAGUUCCUUGAGGGCAGGGACUAUCCCACUUUUUUACUUGUAUCUCUAGUGCCUAGCACAUAGUAGGUGCUUAAUAAAUGCUUGUUGAUUGAUGGGGCUUGGGGGGAAAGGACAAGAGGCCCCUGGAAUUUCUGGGAAUUAAGUAUGAUGGAAAGAGCCCUGUACAGGGAAUCAGGAGCUCUGCAUUCUAAUCCUGCAUCUGUUUUUUACUUGCUUGGGCUAAUCACUUCCCCUCACUUAGACUGAGUUUUCCCACCUGUAAAAUAAAAGGGUUCAACUAGAUGCUAAGGGCCCUUAGAGCUCUGCCAUUCUCUGAUUAUUGUCCCUUGGACUAUG